AUGGCUACUGCUGCUUUAAUUGAGUCCAUUCACAACGGAAACCUCCAUAGGGCUCUCCCAGAGCAUAUGUACAAUGAUAACUUGGCUCAGACUUUCCAGGAUCUCCAGGAUCUGAUUCCCUCUGUAGUCAAAUUCGACCCAUACAAACAUCUCAAGUACUACGCUGAACCAGAAGCUCAACAAGAGUAUUUGAGCACAAGAACCAUUUCAAUGACUGAAUUGGGCUUGAAAACCCCCACGCAAGUUUCUGAGGUUGGGGUUUCUGAUUCUUUCCCUCUUUUCACAGACGAAGCUGUUGCCAUUAUGCGUAGUGAGAUUUUGAACAAGGAGACGUUUAUGAAGUUCUCUCGUUUCUGUUUCAACUCAACUUCGGGAAUGGACUGCAACAUCCGUGGUUAUGUCAAAAACGACGACGAGAUCUCUACACCAUUUGUGUAUGAAGCUUGGACUCACCCCAAGACUAUGGAACUAGUCAGCAAGAUGGCCGGUGUUGAGUUGGAAAUCAUCAUGGACUACGAAAUUGCCCAUGUCAACAUUUCUAUGAAGUCACUGGCAGCUGCAGAAGAAGAACUCAUCAAACAUUCUCGUAAUAGAGCUCACAGUGGAGACUCCAACGGUGAUGACAUACCAGGUAUUGUGGGCUGGCACCACGAUAGCUAUCCUUUUGUCUGUGUUCUCAUGCUUUCUGACACUACCAACAUGAUUGGCGGUGAAACUACUUUGCGCAUGGGAGGUGAACACAAGGGUAAGGUUGUUGCUGUUUCUGGUCCUAAAGCUGGUUCUGCUGCUGUCUUGCAAGGUAGACUUAUUGAGCAUAUUGCUCCUACUCCUUUGGGCAUGUCUGAGAGAAUCACAAUGGUAACUUCUUACCGUGCCAAAGAUCCUUCUAAAAAUGAUGACUCGGUCUUGUCUACUGUAAAGCCCGAGAUUAACUACGGAAGCAGAUACAACGACUUCUACUCUCAGUGGAUCAACUACAGGGUCGAGUUGAUGAAACAGAAGUUGGACUUGGUAAACAAGUCUAGUCGUGACGAAAACGGAAAGUUCCAGAAGGAAAAGACUGUUCAAGCUUUACAAGAAAUUGAGGCUUACUUGAAGAAGACCUACACUGAGAUGGAAGUGUCUGAAGAAGAGUGGCAAAGAGCAGCUAAGUAA
Molecule: messenger RNA, 1155 nt
Organism: Scheffersomyces stipitis CBS 6054
Lineage: Eukaryota; Fungi; Ascomycota; Pichiomycetes; Serinales; Debaryomycetaceae
Exons: 1
Coding region: 1-1155 (384 amino acids)
Source: RefSeq, a predicted model, not a curated record